ACAAGUGCUCUUUCAGAACCAGUUUGCAGAGCCUGUCACCCUGUGUUCCAGGAUCCAAACCAGCAAUGUCUUCCCCUGCACAACCUGCAGUCCCUGCCCCGCUGGCCGACUUGAAGAUUCAACACACCAAGAUCUUCAUAAACAAUGAAUGGCACAGUUCAGUGAGUGGCAAGAAAUUUCCUGUCCUUAACCCUGCAACUGAGGAGGUCAUCUGCCAAGUGGAAGAAGGGGACAAGGCUGAUGUUGACAAAGCUGUGAAGGCCGCAAGACAAGCUUUCCAGAUUGGCUCCCCAUGGCGCACCAUGGAUGCUUCAGAGAGAGGCCGCCUGCUGAACAAGCUGGCUGACUUAAUGGAGAGAGAUCGGCUGCUGCUGGCGACAAUGGAAUCAAUGAAUGCUGGAAAAGUCUUUGCUCAUGCAUACCUGAUGGAUUUAGAGAUGAGCAUAAAAGCAUUAAGGUAUGCUGCAGGCUGGGCCGACAAGAUCCACGGCCAAACGAUACCAAGUGAUGGAGACCUUUUCACUUAUACAAGACGUGAGCCUAUUGGAGUGUGUGGCCAAAUCAUCCCUUGGAAUGGUCCAUUGCUCAUGUUCAUUUGGAAGAUAGGCCCUGCCCUUAGCUGUGGGAACACCGUGAUUGUCAAGCCAGCAGAACAAACUCCUCUCACAGCUCUUCACAUGGCAUCUUUAAUAAAAGAGGCAGGAUUUCCUCCUGGAGUGGUUAACAUUGUCCCUGGUUAUGGGCCAACUGCAGGGGCAGCCAUCUCCUCUCAUAUGGACAUCGACAAAGUAGCCUUCACAGGAUCAACAGAGGUUGGCAAAUUAAUCAAGGAAGCUGCAGGAAAAAGCAAUCUAAAGAGGGUCACCCUGGAGCUUGGGGGAAAGAGCCCUUGCAUUGUGUUUGCAGAUGCUGACUUGGAUAGUGCUGUUGAGUUUGCACACCAAGGAGUGUUCUUCCACCAGGGUCAGAUUUGUGUCGCAGCAUCCAGGAUUUUCGUUGAGGAGUCAAUUUAUGAUGAGUUUGUGAGGAGGAGUGUUGAGCGGGCCAAGAAAUAUGUUCUUGGAAAUCCUUUGAAUUCAGAAAUUAAUCAAGGUCCUCAGAUUGACAAAGAACAACAUAAUAAAAUACUUGAUCUCAUUGAGAGUGGGAAGAAAGAAGGAGCCAAACUGGAGUGUGGUGGAGGACGCUGGGGGAACAAAGGCUUCUUUGUCCAGCCCACAGUUUUCUCCAAUGUGACCGAUGAGAUGCGCAUUGCCAAAGAGGAGAUAUUUGGACCAGUGCAGCAAAUCAUGAAGUUUAAAUCUACAGAUGAUGUGAUCAAGAGAGCAAACAACACAACCUAUGGUCUAGCAGCAGGACUCUUCACGAAAGACCUGGAUAGGGCCGUCACUGUGUCUUCCGCUCUGCAGGCCGGGGUAGUGUGGGUGAACUGUUAUUUGGCUAUCCCUGUCCAGUGUCCAUUCGGUGGAUUCAAGAUGUCAGGAAAUGGGCGAGAACUGGGUGAACAUGGUCUUCAUGAAUACACUGAGCUCAAGACAGUUGUAAUGAAAAUAUCUCAGAAGAACUCCUAAAGAAGCCAGCAGAGAAGAGAAACUCUCAGCAAUGGCUACACAUCGUCUAUAGUCAGCAGCAGAGUGGUGUUUUACUAUAAUUUCUUCUGUUGAUUACUUCAUCUGUAUUACUGUUACUCACGGAAAAGAUGCAGCUUAUUCUGACAGAUUCAUUUACUUUUCAAUCUGUGAACCCAGUUCACAUCCCAGAUCAAAAGGAUACAUGUAGGUUCAAGCUCUCUGUCUGUAACUCUCAUGAUCAGGUGCUUCCCAGUGUGGCUACUUGUCUAGAGUACUCAUUUGGUGAGGAGGGCCAGUCGUGAUUUAAGCCCCUUUCCCUCACUGAUUCCUUCAGCUGCUCACCAUGCAGGACAACUGAAAAGCCAGCUGCUCUCUUCCUCGGGGUUAUUCCUCUGAGUGUUGUGAACUAUUUUCUAGAAUGCCGUGACUGCUUGUCAACUGACAUGCCUACCUGUAAUUAGAAUGCAAAGCUUAAUAAAGGCAAUCUCACAUGA
Molecule: messenger RNA, 2065 nt
Organism: Apodemus sylvaticus (European woodmouse)
Lineage: Eukaryota; Metazoa; Chordata; Mammalia; Rodentia; Muridae
Product: aldehyde dehydrogenase, cytosolic 1-like
Exons: 13
Coding region: 66-1571 (501 amino acids)
Molecular function (GO): benzaldehyde dehydrogenase (NAD+) activity
Source: RefSeq, a predicted model, not a curated record